GAGUGAAAAUGAAAGCAGAUAUUGUCGUUGUUGAACAGAGCUGAGACGCCAUUACAGGGAGUGAGAUCUCUGCUGGAAAACACACAGUUGGAGUUUAUUAAGUGGAGAAGUGAAGAGACUAAAAGCUGGUGAGUCCUGCUAUUACAAUAUUAAUUUACAAAUGGCUGAGAGAGCUGUUCUUGAAAGUUACCUGAGCUGCCAUGUGUGUUCAGAGACUUUCAGAGAUCCUGUGUCUCUGAGCUGCAACCACAGCUUCUGUUCAAGCUGCCUGCAGAAAUUCUGGGAACAAGCUAAAAACAAAAACUGUCCCAUUUGUAAAACAAAGUCCUUGACAGAUGAGCCAGCAUUAAAUUUUACACUGAAGGAACUGGCUGACUCCUUUGCUGGGAGACAGAAGAAUGAUUCACCUGAGACAGAAAAAGAAAAGGAGAAAGAGGAGGUGGUGUGUGAUAAACAUCCUGACGUCUCUUAUUGGUUUUGUGAGGAUGAAGAUAGAGCUGUGUGUCCUGUCUGUGAGUUUCCUCUCCACCAGAGUCACAAGGUGGUUCCUAUAGAACAAGCAGUCAGUGAGCUGAAGGACCAGCUGAAAUGUGACUUAAAGUCUCUGCAGGACAAGAGGGACAAAUACAAACAAGUGGAGGAAACAUACAAUGAAGUGAUUGAACACUCCAAGAAGCAGCUGUUGUCCACAGAGAGGCAGAUCAGAGCAGAGUUCAACAAGCUCCAGCAGUUCCUGAAAGAGGAAGAGGAGUCCAGGCUGGCAGCUCUGAGGAGGGAAGAGGAGCAGAAGAGGAAGACUAUCAGAAGAGAGAUGAAGAUGAUUGAGGAGCAGAUCUCCUCUCUGUCACACAGUAUCUGUGCUGUUGAAGAAGAGCUGCAGAAACACGAGGUGCCAUUCCUCAGCAGUUAUAAAGCCACUCAGAGCAGAGCCAGAGUCCAGUGCUCACUGUCAGAUCCACAGCUGGUCUCAGGAGCGCUGAUAGAUGUGGCCAAACACCUGGGCAACCUGUCCUUCAGAGUCUGGGAGAAGAUGAAGGACAAGGUCCACUUCAGUCCUGUCAUUCUGGACCCAAACACUGCAAACCCCUGGUUCUAUCUGUCUGAUGAUCUGACCAGUGUGAGACGUGGAGACACAGAGCAGCAGCUUCCUGACAAUCCAGAGAGAAACACUUACUAUGUAAAUGUUCUGGGCUCUGAGGGCUUCAGCUCAGGGAAACACAGCUGGGAGGUGGAGGUGGGAGACCAUCCUCACUGGAUUGUGGGUUUUGCCAAAGAGUCAGUUGACAGGAAGGGAGAGAACGAUAGUACACCAGAGGAUGGUAUCUGGUGUUUAGUCUACUACAGUGGAAAAUACUUUGAUGGAGCUGGUGAGUCUGUCACAGUGAAGAAGAGUCUUCAGAGGAUCAGAGUCCAGCUGGACUAUGACAGGGGGGAGGUGUCCUUCUACGACCCUGAAGACAUGACUCACAUCUGCACUCACAGAGACACUUUCACUGAGAAACUCUUCCCAUGGUUCAGUCUUGGAUCAGCUGGUGAUGCUAAAACUGCUGAUAUCAAAAUGUGUCACAGUGAGAUUUCUCUGUGAUGUUCAGACAUGUUGGUGUUAGUGAAGACUUUACUCUGACUUCACUGUUUGUCUCCAUGUCAUUGGGAUAAUUAAGACAAUACACAGUUAAUCCAGAAAGAUGUGUUUCUAAUACCCAAACUGCAUUACAUUAUCAGGUGAUGAACUUUCAUGCAGGUACAAAUCAAGGCUGAUUUUUGAAUGAUAUAUUCUUUAACAUGGUCAUCAGCAUCUUGUUUUGAGUCAGACAACACUGUAUAGUAGUAUCAGUCAUCAGCUUUAGUUUGAGAUAUUAUUGGAGUCUUUUAUGAGGUAAAUCAGUUUUGGAUCUGUUGUUUUAUUCUGAGGAAACAAGUGGUUUCAUUUCAUUUUAUUUUAAGUCAGUCUUUAAUUCUUCAUACUGUAUGUGAUAUUUUUGUAGUGUAUACAUGGUGAUUGUUUUUGCAGUUAAACUACUAUAAUUGUAACUCAAAAAUUGUCAUUCAACACUGUCAAGAGUUCAUUUAAUUUAGUAAUAAUGAUUGACUUUAUGAAUAAAUGUGAGUAAAAGUUUAAAUAAUAUAUCUGUCGAUACAGUAUAGCUGAAAGUAUAUGUAUACGUAUUCUUUCAGCUGUUGUAUAUAAGGUGCUGUUAAGUAGAUGAACUUUAAUGUCAGUGGUUGCUUCUUUUAGCAUCAUUAUUACCUGAAUAUCUCUGAUAACAAUAAUUAUGUUUUAUUGUCACUUUGUAUGUCUCACUUCUGUUAUUCCCCCUUCCCCAGGCCUCUUCAUUGCCAUUCUCUACCUUUCCACCAUAUGCCCUCAGACCCUCCCACCAAUCCCAGUCACCUGACUCUCAUUCACCUGCUCACCUGUUUCCACUUUCAGCCAUCUAAACCUGAACCCCUGAACCUGAUCCUGUGACAUAGGCCUAUAUAUUAUUAUGAUCUGGCACCAUCCUGGUAAAUCUUAUAUACCCUCAGUAAGAUCAGAUACAGUAUUUAGUGUUCAGUAUUUACAGAAGUUGUGAGGGGUUUUACAAUAAAAACUAAAUGAAAGAGUUGCUGAUUUUCAGGACUAU
Molecule: messenger RNA, 2624 nt
Organism: Epinephelus fuscoguttatus (brown-marbled grouper)
Lineage: Eukaryota; Metazoa; Chordata; Actinopteri; Perciformes; Serranidae
Product: zinc-binding protein A33-like
Exons: 2
Coding region: 161-1585 (474 amino acids)
Molecular function (GO): protein binding; zinc ion binding
Source: RefSeq, a predicted model, not a curated record